UUAGAGCAACUGGGGGUGUUAUGACCUUAAACAGUUGAUUUUUUAAGUGGUGCCUCUCGAAAAAUUCCACCCGAUCCUCGGUAACACUUCUGGCAAAUUCUUAUCGCCCCCCCGAUAAUUAAUUUACACAGUCGGGUCCUACUUGAAAACACAUUUAAAAUGCCGAUAAGAUAAUUCAUCCCAAUCAACAUAAAGAGAGGUCAAAUUGGAAUUUCAAAAAAUAAAUGUUUUAGUAGCACAAUGGGUGGAUUAUCGUUGACUCCCGGCACGGAGCUCACCGAAUUACAAUUCGAUGGGUUUUGGGACUGGUUCGUAGCAAUAACGGACCCGAGGAUCCACUGGCAGAACCAGCCGACUUACCUCAUAUCACAAGCGUCUUACCUACUGGGCGGAUUCGCCACCCUUAUCCACGCGUUCGUAAGAGGCGGAAGAUUGCCAUGGCUCUGGCUAGGAAUUAUGUUGCACGGGAUGUUCGUGGAAGUCAUUUGUUACAUUUCCCCUGAUGUGGAUAACUUCUGGCACUCGCAGACUCCUAUUAUGUUCUUUGGCAGAAGGUUUCCCUUGCAUAUCAUUCUUUUAUAUUGCGUCUUCAUCUACCAAGCCUCCGUGGCCGCAGCUAAACUACGCCUUCCCAAAUGGUCAGAACCGUUCGCCGUCGGUUUGCUCGUGGUCCUGAUCGAUCUUCCAUACGACAUCGUCAGCGUCAAAUUCGUGCACUGGUUCUGGCACGACACCGAUCCAAAUGUCUACGAUCGGCACUACUGGGUGCCCUGGAACUCGUACUACUUCCACGCCACCUUCGCUGCCAGUUUCACCUUUUGGUUUCACUUUUUGAAGGAAAAAUGCUGCGCGACUAGCUCAGGAAAAUGGUUCAGCUCCAAGAACUGCAUCAUGGAACUGGUGACCACGAUUGUGGCGGCAAUCUUGGGGCCUAUAGGGGGUGUGUUGUUGUUCGUGCCCCUCUACCAUCCCUUGCACGACGUAUUUAAGAUUCAUUCCGAGGUCACUUUCUUCAUUUUGGCGACGGUCUUUUUGGUGCUGGCCUGGAUGGGGGAUAGAAGCCAGAAAAGUGACGAUUUUUCCAAGGCACACCGCAUCAGGACGCACUGGAGCACCCUGGUGCUGCUGUUCACCCUCGCGGUACAUUACGCGGUGUUCUGGAUCAUCACGGUGUUUUUUAAUCCAGAAAAUGAAGUUUCUACAGGGAUCAGGGAACAGAUUGGACCGUGUGACGAGUACGUGGAUAUGCAAACAGCUUCUGGCAUGGUCUUGCAAAAACGGAAGUACUUGUGCCUCACGGACUACGACGAGAAGUACUUUGACUUCCAUUGCCUGCCCAAUGGGAAGCCCCCUUCCCAGUUCGCCCAGUGGUACACCUCUUGCGGCACCCCUUUCGAAAAUAGGGCCGAAUACAUCGCGGUCAUAUCGAUUAUAACCUUCUUGGGAUUGAUGGUGUUUUAUAAUUUGCAUUUCCGAUCGUUCGGGGACGAGGUGUUCGCUUUUAAGGAUGUGAAGGUGCAGGGCGAGGGCAAGAGGGCGGCCAAGGCUAAGAAGAAGUUGUAAUUUGUGUUGUAAAGAGUUUUAAUAAAAUAUGAUCAAAAAAAAUUGUUAGUCU
Molecule: messenger RNA, 1615 nt
Organism: Anthonomus grandis grandis
Lineage: Eukaryota; Metazoa; Arthropoda; Insecta; Coleoptera; Curculionidae
Exons: 5
Coding region: 241-1563 (440 amino acids)
Source: RefSeq, a predicted model, not a curated record